CGGAAGAAAAAGGAAAGUUGUAAAUUUUAAUAUGAACUUUUCCACCAUAAUCCACCGUAAAAUAGCAUUGUAAGGUAAAUCGGGCACAAACGGAAAGACGAUGUCAUUUCAGAACGUUACAAUCAGUAACCAAUAGCAGAUUGACAAGCAAUCCCCAUUUGCCGAUUGCUGCGCUGGCAUGGCCCACCGUCAUAUCGCCAGGUUAAAUGUACCGAUUUACCCACGUGUCCUCUUCUUCCUUUUGAGUCAAAUCUAUCCGUUAACCCUAAAGUCGCUCACUCCCUUCCACACCUACCCUUCUCUCCUCUCUCUCUGUAACGGUUCGAUUUCCAUUGAAGGAGAGAAGAGGAAAGAAGGCAAUCACACAACUUUUCGUUUAAUUAUUGUUUUUAUUUUUUAUUUUUUUUACCAACGACGAUUAUUUUGAAGAUUCUUUGAAUCUCCGGGAAAUGGGGAAACUUAUCUGUGAUUCGACGGCGUCGUCGCCGGUGAUUCCAUGGAGGGACCCCACCUCCACCCCCUCCAACCUCGACUCCAUCGAUCUCGUUGACCAGAUGUCGGCGGCGGCCGCCAGCGCCGUCUCCACCACGCCGUGGGAAAAUGUUUCCGGGUUAGAGGACCAGCAGAGGAAGAGCCUGUCCAAGAUCCAGGCCAAGGGCGUGCUUUGGAAGCACCCCAAGGACCCGAGCACGUCGGUGGUGUUCCGGUUGAGCCACGGCGGAGAGGUGCAGUCGGACGGGAACUGCCUCUUCACUGCCUCGAUAAAGGCCAUGGGGCUUCCCCCGGCCUCUACCCCCAGAGAUCUGAGGCGCCGGGCCGUGCUUCGAUUCAUGGAGGAUUUCGGAUCGGCGAGCGUUGAGGAGAGGGGAAUGAUUGAGGCGGCGAUUAAACACAUGUACUCUCCAGAUCUAAAUGCCGGUUGGGGUAUUCACGUUGUCCAAGAGCUCAAGCUUUUAGCCAAGAAAGAAGACCGGGAAGCUCUGGACUCAGCCAUAAAUGAGCUCGUUCAGCUCGGAAUGCAGAGGGAAUUGGCUGCCGAGUCUAUUUACAAAGAGAGAUGUAUAGCUGUGGAUGAUGGGCCAAGUUGGGCGAAGUAUAUGUUAAUCUCUGGUUCCCCUGAAGAUGAAUACAAUAUCAUCAACUUGCAAUAUACAGAGGAGGGAUUGUUAACUGUAGACGAGAACAGAUAUGGUCAUGCUGCGGCUUUUGGUGAUGACAUUGCUAUCGAGUGUCUUGCUACUGAGUUUAAACGCGAGAUUUUUGUGGUUCAAGCUCACGGUUCUGAUGCAAUGGUUGAUGAAGAUAACUGUGUUUUCUUCCUCCCACACCGUCCAAGAAGUGAAAUAUGCGAACCUCCUUUCUUUCUUUUCAUGAAAGGAACAGGAUGGUGUGGAGCUGGAGGCGACCAUUAUGAACCCCUAAUUGCUCACCCUUCACCAUUUUCACAGGAGAAGGUUGCUCUGGUACUUUAGUUUAGAGCACAGUGUACUCAGCAUCACCAUUCAAAAUUUUGUUUCCCUAUUUCCUACGAUUCUUUCCCUUAGGGUGUCACACAGAGGAGAAUUACCCAUUUUUGUGACAGUCGAUUUUUUUUACUGUUAAUGGCAAGUGUGGUAGUCAGGUAGUUAUUUUGGCGGCUUUUAUUGUUGUUGUUGGUAUGUAUCAAUCAUCUUUUGAGUUGUAGUGUUUGUUUUGGUACUGGCACUAGCUAUACCUUCCAACUGAGUCACACACUACUCAAUGUAGUUUUUUCUCUGCUUGUUGUAUUACUGGACUUGGUUUAAACCAUAGAAAACGAUUCUGAUCUUUCUCAUUCCCAGUAGAAUACUAGAAUUGUCUUCUUUUCCUAAACUUUUGUGAGGCCUAAAUUGUUGGUAGUCAGCUCAGAUGAAGGAUGCAAAUUUGGAAUAGAGGGUUCUUUAUGGGGGAGCAAGCAGAAAAGAUGAGGAUCAUCUUUCUGAAGUAUGAUGAUAGCCCCAUAUACAUAGUGCUCUCCAGGCUUCCCUAAUGAGAAUGGAGUGGUUAUUAGCCUGAUUAAUGUUUGUUCAUUCAGACCUGGCGUACAAAUAAAUUUGCUGUUGCAUGUCUGGUUCAAUAGGUUAUGUACAAGUUGAUGUGCAAAUAGCAUGGCUUAUUCUUUUGAUACGAGUAUAUUAAUAUUCUUAUUGUAUUUGGAGAAGAUCAACUAGUUGGUAUUGGUAUAGUACAAUAUCAUAUCAAUAUUAAUAAGACCUGAAUAACUUU
Cuscuta europaea is the source of this 2244-nucleotide messenger RNA. The record is from the annotation of a GenBank genome assembly. Lineage: Eukaryota; Viridiplantae; Streptophyta; Magnoliopsida; Solanales; Convolvulaceae.